Molecule: messenger RNA, 2157 nt
Organism: Aedes aegypti (yellow fever mosquito)
Lineage: Eukaryota; Metazoa; Arthropoda; Insecta; Diptera; Culicidae
Exons: 3
Coding region: 342-1625 (427 amino acids)
Molecular function (GO): protein binding
Source: RefSeq, a predicted model, not a curated record
AAAUAAUGUUUUGCUCAGUCGUUUACAGCACUCUACUCAAAGCGGAAUAAAACUUUGAGCUUGAUCAAUGUUUUGUGAAUGUAAAUAUUCACAUUAAAGCCUUAAACAGUAGAACGUUGAUCUGGUUUGAAAACAUAUAGUGCAAUUUAUUGCAUCAAAUAAAUUACUGUGCUUCUAAAUAUAGUAACAAUAUAGUAUCAUCGGAACAUAAAGUGUCAAAACAAGGAAUCAUGUGAUUUAUCACUUUGGUAUCUAUAUCUAUUUCAUCGCCUUCCGUGGUAUAUGUGCGACACAGAUAGAUAAGAAAUUCCAAACAACGGUCAAAGCUGCACACAAACUGAAUGGCUUGUUUUUGUUGGCUUCCAAACGAGAUUUUGGAAAACAUUUUUCAACAUUUGGAUUUUAAGACCCGUAGAAAUCUUUCCUUGGUGUGCAGACGAUGGAAUGAAGUUUUACUAUCAGAACGAUAUCUACGGAAGCAUGCUAUCUUACGCGUCGAAGGAUGCCGACUACUGAAUGGAAAAAUGUCUUUUGAGAGAGAUUAUGAUGCCAUAUCAAUUAAGCUGGAUGAUCAGCAUUGCAAUGAGAUGACGAAGAACCUCAGAUUAAUUAAUGCUAUUAGCCCAAGUCCAGAGUAUUUACGAAUCGAUAAUAGGAGUGCGGAUCAGCGAUUCGCACUUGUUCUCAAUAAUGUCUUUUUCAGUUUGGAGAAUGUAGAGCAACUUCAUCUGUUGGGUACUUGUAAAACCGAAAAGGGAUAUUUAUGUCACACUUUUAACAACUUGAAAUCAUUAAAAAUUGAGUCAACGCACGUAGAAUAUUUAAAAUUCAUCGCUCCACAAUUGAACGAACUAUACUUAUAUGUAAGCUCAGAAGACCAUAUGGAUCUACUUCCACAGUUUGCCGACCAAUUGGUUAAGUUAACAGUAGUAUUUGAAAGCAAAGACAUUUAUUACUUUUAUAAUCUCACCUUUCCGUUUGUAACGGAGCUUUCCAUAGAUAGGCGAUUGAAAGGGAUGACUAAAAGUGAACAAAACAUCAGUAUUGCGUUCUUUAGAAGACUUCCACAACUGCAGAAGUUACAUAUUUCGGUUAAAUUUAUCGAUAGCUAUGUAAUGCAAAUGAUUUCUACAGGACUACCAAACCUUACUGAGUUGAGCUUGAUAGUAAGUGAAGGAACAAUUCAACUUUCAAAUAUAAGUAAGCUAGUGCAGUUGGAAAAGUUGAAAAUCGAAGCAGAGAAAGUAAAUCUCUUGGAUGCACAUUUUCGCCAUUUGAAGCAUUUAACUCUCGGUUCUUCGGAUUUUCGCACAGGAACGUACGUUUACGCCUUCGAGAGCCUAAUGCUUAUUGAUAGUUUGCGAGUUCUUGGUCUACACAACGUAAAGUUUUAUCCUGAAGUACUGAAACUAACACCGUCCUACAACAUAGGAAGCAUGUAUAUUACCAACUACAAACGGCUAGACGACGGUCAUUUGCAGAUGCUGGUCAGGCGGUUUCCCGCCGUGCGUUGGCUCAAAAUUGCACACUGUCCCGGUUUUACGGCGCGGGAAAUAGAAAAGCUCAAACGAAUGAAUCCCAAAUUGUGUGUUGCUUUCGACGAAGUGACUCAGGGGCGACUGUGAUAGAAUCGGUUGUAUCGAUAUAUUGUAAAGAUUUCAUUUUAUGAUCGGGUAAUAAAUUGUUGUAAGGUUGUUUGCUGUUUAGUACCAAGGGCGUAGCCAGAAGAGGAGUAAGGAGUGGCCGUGGCGAUAUGAAUGCCUAGUUUACUAGUUAUGUCAAAUCUUCAUAUAUUUCAAGCUGCGAUGCAUUCGUCAAGGAAUCUCUUUUGACAUAGCACAACAAGUUACCUCAGACAUUUCUUUAGGAAUUCUUUCAGAUACUUUUGCCGAUACUUUUCGUUAAAUUUUUAUCACAGGAAUUUGUCCAUGUGUUUAAGGAUUCCACCAGGAUGUAUGUCUUCAAAUAUUCCAGGCCCUCAAUGGUAUUUUUCGCCAAUUUCUCACAAAAUGGCUAUGUCCGAUACCCUGCAUCUGCAUAGUAGCGCAACCAGGAUUUGGUUCUAGAAGGACGAUAAAAAAAAGUCCCGACCAGUAGACUACUUAUGAUUUGUUACUCAGUAAGCACAAUUUUCCUAACAAAGUGUGUUAUAAUUUA